AUGGGUGCAGUCCUUGUAAUCGGUUAUCCCCUUUUCAUGGGGGCCUUGGCCGCUAGCAUCUACGGCAUUCUAUCGCUCGAGCACAAGAGCAACGAACGCAGUUUGACGGAAAAAGAUGUCCAGCACACUGGUGUCACAUUGGCACUUGUGAAUGGGUUUAUGUCUUGGGGCGAAGACUCUGCAAUCGCUCUGACCUGGAACGGCGGAGAGCCAACCACGAACAAAGAUAUCGAGGAGGUACUCGUGCCAAUCACGAGUGACGACAAAGCCGUGUUCCACCAUUGGAACGACACCUUGCCGCAGUGGAUCUCCGUCAAGAACCGCGGCGCGUCUCCAGUGUGUCUUGCUGGUGUCAGCAUCCAGAAGGACGACACUGUGAUGACGCUCGCAGGAGACCUGGGCAGGGUGUGCGGCGCCGAAUAUUACGAGUCAUCUCGAUUCGUGCUCCCCGAAGAUCAACACACACAGGCGCCAUCUUGCACCUGGAUCGACGCAAACCAUCCAAUCCGAUUCAACUUGGCCGGCAACGACAACAACGACAACGACGACAACAACGUGGUCAGAGACCCGACAGACCUGUGUAAGGCACCGUUUAUGACCUGGGCCCCUUCCGACAAGGGCGCCGGUGCCGGUAAUCAACAACGUGGAAUUGAGGACGCUUCGCCAUUCGACGGAAUCUUGGUCAAGAGUUCAAGGCCACUUUCGAGCGCCGUACGCCUGUGCAACAGCGUCAUGGCCAAAGGACCCAGCUUCGUGAGCGAACCCGAAGAAUUGUACUGCGACAUGACGACAAAGACUUUGUAUCCAGUAUGCAAAGAAGGAACGCAGGGCAUUUGCUUCGACGACAAUGAGGACGAGCUUAUCGACAAUGACGCUCCGCCGGAAAUCAGACAGAGAGGAUUCGACGCCGCACCAAAAAGUCUGGAAAAGACACGGGUGCUGAAGGCCUUCAGAGACGUGCGCAAGUGGUCAUGA
This is a messenger RNA of Exophiala spinifera, 975 nucleotides long. RefSeq lists its product as uncharacterized. The transcript has a single exon. NCBI's taxonomy places the organism in Eukaryota, Fungi, Ascomycota, Eurotiomycetes, Chaetothyriales, Herpotrichiellaceae. The coding region runs from base 1 to 975 and encodes 324 amino acids. The record is from RefSeq and is a predicted model, not a curated record.